Molecule: messenger RNA, 1676 nt
Organism: Ilex paraguariensis (yerba mate)
Lineage: Eukaryota; Viridiplantae; Streptophyta; Magnoliopsida; Aquifoliales; Aquifoliaceae
Source: the annotation of a GenBank genome assembly
AUGGCCAUGGUUGUCAAUGGCAUCAUUGCUGACCUUAAUUUAUCCUGUUAUGCCGCCACCACCACCACUACUACCACUUUCUUCACCACUACUACUAACACUCCUACGAUCUCUAUAGAUGGUGAUCGGGGCUGCAACUGGAACGACUGGUCGCCGGUAGUCGACUGGCACACUAUUUCAGGUGGUCACGACGACGACUUCCAAAACCUCGUUGAAUCGAUGAUGGAUGAUAACACCGGGCUACACCACCCAUAUAGGUUUAACCGAGAAGGGUACAACUCAGUAUUGUCCCCAGAACCAAUGAUAGUGGAUGAUAAAAGAAACGACACCGAAGAUUGUAAAGGGCUAAGGCUUGUCCACCUCCUGAUGGCCGCGGCGGAGGCGCUGACUGGAGUCAACAAGAGCCGUGACCUAGCUCGGGUGAUACUGUUCCGGCUCAAAGAGUUGGUAUCUCCUAGUCCAAACAACGGCACCAACAUGGAGAGGUUGGCGGCGUAUUUUACCGAGGCCCUGCAGGGUUUGCUAGAAGGUGCCAGUAAUGGUGUGCACGGUAAGCAUAUGUUCAGUAGUGGACCCCACCAUCGGGAUGAUCAUCAUCAGACGGACAUCCUUGCUGCGUUUCAGCUAUUACAAGACAUGGCCCCUUAUGUUAAGUUUGGACACUUCACAGCCAAUCAGGCCAUUUUAGAAGCUGUGGCACAUGAUAGGAGAGUCCAUAUAGUAGACUAUGAUAUAAUGGAGGGGAUCCAAUGGGCCUCAUUGAUGCAAGCUUUGGUGUCAAGAAAGGAUGGGGCCCUGGCCCCACAUCUGAGGAUCACAGCGAUAUCAAGGGGUGGGCCCAAUCGUCGAUCAAUCGGGAGCGUCCAAGAGACAGGGCGUCGAUUGGUUGCAUUCGCGGCAUCCAUUGGCCAAUCAUUCUCCUUUCAUCAAUGUAAGUUGAACUUUGAUGAAACCUUUAGACCGUCAACUGUGAAGUUGAUUAAAGGGGAGGCUCUUGUUAUCAAUUGUAUGCUCAACUUACCCCACUUCAACUAUCGUGCACCGGAUUCGGUAGCUUCGUUUUUAUCCGGAUCAAAGACCUUAAAUCCAAGACUAGUGACCCUAGUGGAGGAGGAGAUGCGACCCAUGGGGGACGGAGGGUUUAUGAGUCGGUUCAUGAAUUAUUUGCAUCAUUACUCAGCGGUCUAUGAUUCGCUCCAAGCAGGGUUCCCAAUGCAAAAUCACGCUUGUGCAUUGGUGGAGCGGGUCUUCUUGGGGCCCCGUAUAUCCAGGUCAUUGGCCCAGAUCUACCGUGGGCGGGGGGGUGACAACGAGGGGUGCUCAUGGGGGCAGUUGUUGGGUGCCACGGGGUUCCAUCAAGUUAACAUAAGCUUUGCAAAUCAUUGUCAGGCAAAGUUGUUGUUGGGACUUUUCAAUGAUGGCUAUAGGGUGGAGGAAUUGGCCAACAAUAAACUGGUUUUAGGAUGGAAAUCUCGGCGUUUACUCUCGGCUUCUAUUUGGACUUUACCGGAGCCUGAUAUAUAAAUUACUAGUUUCUCUUUUUGCCCAAUUGUUUAGUAUUGAUUUUUUUUCUCUUUCUAGUAACUUGAUUAAUUUUUGGGCACAUUUUUGUAAAAAGUUGACUCAAAAUGUAGGAUUAAACUUGUACAUAGAAGCAAAAUGUUUCUACUUCGAUU